GCCCCGCAGCGACACGUCCUUAUCUCGGUACCGGACAGGUGAACCCGGCCGCCCCGUAUUCAUCAUUCAUAGGUCGUAACCGCAUUUCUGAUGAAUCACUGCUACAUAAGUACCUUUGUGGUGCAAUCAUUUGAUUUGAUCUUAGUUCAUUUUUUCCGAAAUAGUAUUGUCUAAUAUAUAUUGUUUCAAAUGGUUAUUGAAGAUGAUCCAGAUGUUAAUCAAAGAAAAAACGCGAAUUCCGGGAGCCUCAGGACCCUUGGUCUUACAGUGUGUUCCGCUGCUAUCGGUGGCACCUUCCAGUAUGGCUACAACAUCUCCGUCAUCAACUCUCCCACUAACUACAUCCAGCGCUUCAUCAACGACACCUACUGGGAGCGCUGGGGCACGGGGCUGGACGCCCCGAAGAUCACGCUGGUAUGGACCUUUAUCGUUUCGGCUUUCUCAUUGGGCGGUUUGGUCGGCGCCAUCCUGGCCGGGCCAAUGGCGUCGCGCUUCGGGAGGAAGCACACACUACUCCUAAACAACAGCUUCCUGUUUGCCAGCGCCGCGCUUGUUCUGGCGAGCAGGUGGGCCAGAUCCUUCGAGAUGAUCGUCGCCGGUCGCCUGCUGGUCGGUGUCAACGCCGGGGUCAGCAUGAACGUCCAGCCCAUGUACUUCGGCGAGAGCGCGCCCAAACACCUCCGGGGCGCGGUGGCCUUCUCCUCGGCGGUCUUCACGGCCUUCGGGAUCUUCCUGGGUCAGGUGGUGGGGCUCACAGAGCUCCUGGGCGCGGAGGUUCUCUGGCCCUACCUGCUGGCCAGCAACGCUCUCCCGGGGCUGCUGCAGCUACUCACCCUGCCCUGGUUCCCCGAGAGCCCCCGCUACCUGCUCAUGGACCGCGGGGACCGGGAGGCGUGCGUCCGGGCGCUGGCCCGCCUCCGGGGGGGAGUGGCUCCGCCGGAGGAGCUGGAGGAGAUGCAGCAGGAGAUGCAGGAGAUGCAGAAGCAGCGACAGCAGCACGGGGACUCAGGCUCCGUGUCCCCCUGGGCCCUCCUGAGGGACCGCGCUCUGCGGCCCCAGCUCCGCACCGUCAUGGCCGCCAGCAGCGCCAUGAUGCUGUGCGGCAACGACUCCAUCUACUUCUACGCCUCGUACAUCUUCCGGGAGGCGGGCAUCCCGGCGGCCAAGGUGCAGUACGCCUGCGUGGGCACGGGGCUCUCGGAGUUCACGGCGGCGGUGGCGUCCAACCUGCUGAUCGAGCGGGUGGGCCGGCGCCGGCUGCUGCUGGGCGGCUACGGCAUGAUGGCGUGCUUCGCGGCGGUCUUCACCCUGGCCCUGGUGCUGCAGAGCCAGGGCGUGGCGGGGAUGCCCUACCUGAGCAUGGCCUGCGUCUUCACCUACAUCCUGAGCUUCGGCAUCGGGCCGGCCGGCGUCACGGGCAUCCUGCCGGCGGAGAUCUUCGACCAGGCGUCACGGCCAACGGCCUACAUGAUCGCCGGCUCCCUGAUGUGGAUCAACCUGCUGCUGGUGGGCAUGAUGUUCCCCUUCAUCAUCGCCGGCCUGGGGCCCUUCUGCUUCCUGCCCUUCGGGGGCGUGUGCGUGGCGGCCGCGCUUUACCUGGGGCGGGUCUUACCGGAGACCAAGGGCCGGACCCUGGCCGAGAUCACCGCCGAGUUUGAUAAGCAGGGGCCCAAGGCCGGGAAGGGGAACAUGGAGCCGGGGCCCCUGGAGUUGGGGGUGGAUUGCCCCCUCACCCCCCUGAAGGCCCUGGGCCGCCUCUCCCCCCUGAAGCCCCUCACCCCCCCAGAGCACGUCUCUAGCCUGGAGCCCCUCUCCCCACUGGACCCCCCCACCCCUCUGGAUGUCAAGCCAGAGGUCUUCCCUGGAAUCAAGGAAGACCUUCUGUCCAACAACCAGCGGGGAUGAAGCAGGACGUUCUGAUUGUUAUUUGGUGCCUCUGCGUUGUCUUUCAAUCACAGAUUCCUCUUGUAAUCUCUAUCUCUAAACGCUGGAAAUAACGUCUAAUUUCUGUCUAACCUUUCUGGUAAACGUCUAAUUUCAAUCUUCUUUUAUGUCAUCACACAUUUCAUCUGACUCUAAAGUGACCUUAUAACCGAAGUUGACCGUGUAAAUGUGCACUGCAUGUUUAUGAUAAUGAAGUGCAGCUCAUCAGUAAUGUAUUGAUUAGGUUCAGGAUGCAGUCAGCGGCAUGUGGCUCAGGAGGCAGAGGCGGCUGCUUUGUUGUAACCCUGAGGUUGCUAGUUCUCUAGGUGUCAAGGUGUCCCUGAGCGAGACACCUCACCAUGACCGCGUCUGACGAGCUUGCUGUAGCCUUGCGUGGUUGGAGUGCGUGAAUAAACCGCUGUAAGUCGCUUUUGAUAAAAGCGUCUACUCAAUGCCUUGAAUGUAAAUAUAGAUGUAAAUAUGAAGGUCAUACCAUUCUCAACACCCCUCCCUCACCAAUCAUAAGUGUUGUGGUGUUGUUGUUAUUGGUAUUGGCUCUGUGGAAAUCAAAGGGAUGUUCUGCCACAUUGAGCGAUGCACUCCGGUCUUUCAAGGGAUAUUCUGAAGGUGAUGCUGUUGUAAUGUAAAUGCUUUAUAUUUAUAUUUGUUCGAGAAGUCCUGCCUCAAGAGCCAUUGUAAUUUUUGCCAUUGUGUCAUCUCAACUUACGCACUGAAGAGUGAGCUGCUUUGUCAUCUCACUCUACGCACUGAAUAGUGAGUUUCAACAGACCUUGCACUUUCAAAUCAUCGCAUUGUGUUUUUUUGUUCGAUUAUCGCAAUGUUCUUAUGAUCAUUUUUAUGAUGUUCUAUACCAAAGUACCUGCUGUAUCCACCCUUCACUCCACACAGUAUGCGUUAGUCAUGUGACAUGGUCGGGACCCUUAUGUGUUGUAUGUAGCAAAACCUGGAUAGUAGCUAACAUGAUGGAGAACCCGUCUCCAUGGCUUAAUGCGCACUGCAAACCAAAACUAUCACUGCUCGGUUGAAAUGAGUUGCACUACAAAAUAAUGUAUUUACGCAUACCUCGGAUAUAUAUGCAUGAAAUAUUUUAUAAUUAGAAUGUUUAUUUUAGCAUAUACUAUAUUGAUCUAAAUGUAAUAAUACCCCACCCUGUUCCGGGGUAACCAAAUGCUACUUAUAAUGGAGACUUCUAUAACUGUACAGUAGAUGUCACUGUUGACCUCCUUUUGGUUUAUUUUGGAGGAAGGGAAUGGGGGGGGCAGGGGAAACGCCAGCUUUGUGAAACUUAAUGAGAAAUAGAGGCUAAGCUAAGCUUUCCAUUUUAUUCAAACGCCGGUUUAUUUGGUUCUUGUCUGUUGUGAUAAAAAUUCACACCUAUUUAUUUUACGAUAAUUUAUUGUACACGUAUUUAUUGAAUUUAAUUUAAUUUAAUUUAAUUUAUUAUUUAUUAUUCUUUUUUUUUUUUUUACAAUCAGUGAUGAUUGAGUGAUUGUCACAUAGACCAGUCUAUCAAAAUUAAGGUUAUGAGUCAUUAUGUCAUGCAUAUAUUCUAAGGUUUUUUCCUUACAGCUAUUUUUGCCGUGGACGUUUCAUUCAUGCUGGUUAAAUGUACUCAAAUCAAAGUAUCUCUACAUCAAAUGUUAAUGAAAGUCAAAUGCUAUACUUUGAUCAUGUACUGUAAAAGUCAAAUGGCCGCCAUGCCGCACUAAGUAAAGGAAAACAACAAAGUAAUCCUCUCUUUGUUGGUAACAAUGAAGGCCCUGCCUCCUCCAAUGCACCGUGGGUAGCAUCGUUUUUCUAAAUGCAUCUCAUCUUAUUGGCUCCUUUACCCUAAAGGCCCUGAAGACCCGCCCACUCUGAUAAAUCCGCUAUUUCCCGCGGUGGGAGAUACGUAAAGGAAAACGUAGCUGAGGCUAGCGUGACAUGUUGGCGUGUGUCGCAGGCAGCCCAUCAUUAAAGAGUUUAACACCGGGACAACUCCGCCUCAGCGGCCCUCCAAUAACAGACGUCCGCGAGGAGGUGCGAGUGGCAGGCUAAUUAUCACAACACUGCGAAGGAGACGGAGGUGAACGCGCCUUCGGGUGAGUGGGAGGGAGAUAGUGUAACGGAGAACCCAUGUGCAGCACAAGGGCUGUAGGAAGGGAAAUAAUUGCUGACCCAAGCAUUCGUGCAUUGGUGACGAAUUUGUACGUUAAAAGGGGAUCCUAACGUAUAACGUUUUUCCUUCUUUGAGCGUCUUCUUCAAACAUCCUCAGAUCAAUGACACUGGAACACAUAGUGGAACCGUGUCGGGAAUCGAUCAUGUUGAUUUCCAGCCGUGAACUCAUCCUGUCCUUACAAACAGGUGGUUUACAGUCUGUGUUACCUCCCAAAUCUCUCUGUGUUGAUUGGUCCGUCAGAAGACUAAAGAGAUUUCUGCAUUCUUUAUUUUUUGGGCGCUUCAAAGCAGGGCAUGCUUUCAAUUCUGCCUCGUCCCCAACCCGCUGGAAUCUGGUAUUCUUGGCUGAGGAGAACCAUUAGCGACUGCACUCCUCGCUCAAUUCAAAUCAAAAACAUUUUCUGCGACAGGUUUUCCAUUUCAUGUUCCCACUGUCGCCAUA
Messenger RNA from Gadus chalcogrammus (walleye pollock), 4544 nucleotides. RefSeq names its product solute carrier family 2, facilitated glucose transporter member 11-like. The record is from RefSeq and is a predicted model, not a curated record. The transcript has a single exon. Gene Ontology annotation, cellular component: membrane. Gene Ontology annotation, biological process: monosaccharide transmembrane transport. The coding region runs from base 190 to 1905 and encodes 571 amino acids. Gene Ontology annotation, molecular function: hexose transmembrane transporter activity. NCBI's taxonomy places the organism in Eukaryota, Metazoa, Chordata, Actinopteri, Gadiformes, Gadidae.